Molecule: messenger RNA, 1164 nt
Organism: Exophiala aquamarina CBS 119918
Lineage: Eukaryota; Fungi; Ascomycota; Eurotiomycetes; Chaetothyriales; Herpotrichiellaceae
Exons: 4
Coding region: 1-1164 (387 amino acids)
Source: RefSeq, a predicted model, not a curated record
AUGGCUUCCGCAGCCGAACGGACGCAAUCGCUCUUCAAGGGUCAAGGACUAAGUCAUCAUGUGACCAGAACCACUUGCGGGUCUGAAGUUCACAGUUACAUCUCAGACCUAGGACCUGAGACUACUAUCUUGACUUUGAUCCAUGGCUAUCCCCAAUCUGCAUAUGAGCACCAUGAAUUUGACUCGAGUGUUGAUCUGAAUCUAGAUAUCGAUAUAAUCCGCAACGUUUGGGAGGUCCUUGGUCAAGGACAAGAGGCCAGAAACCCUGCUCUGAUGUUAGAAGUUGUGGCACUUGUCCCAGCACUGAAAGACAAGAUCAGUCUUUUCGUACCUGAACUUCCUGGAUAUGGCAUCUCGACGCCCAUCAAAUCAUCGGACCCAAUCCCCGCCAACUCCAAGCGUUCCGUAGGAAAUGCUCUGCUGGAAGCCCUAAGCGCGGUCUUUUCCACCAAGUCAUCCUCUUCCCCGCGGAAGAUCAUCAUCGGUGGUCACGACCGCGGUGCCCGGAUCUCGCACCGGCUAGCGGUCGAUUUCUCCCAUCCGCCAGCCGCCUCAGCCUUGGGUGCCACUCCAGAGACAGCCAACAUCUUUCACACCCUCAACUUGACAGUACUUGGGACAGUCCUAAUGGACAUCAUACCGACCUCGGUCCAGUGGGCGAAAUUCUCCGAUCCAGUCAUUUGCCAGGGCUAUUUCCACUGGCCGAUGCUCGCCAAUGCGGAAUUGGCUGCCACCCUCAUCGACUCCCUCGGGGGCUCUGAAUGGGCUCGCUCGGCCCAUACUCGCAUUUCGGGCCCGAAUCCCAAAUCCAUCGAUCGCAUCUCUGCUGAUGGUGGACUGGAUAUCUACGGGGACAAUUUCGCCACAAAGGAAGUCCUUUACUACACGGCGCUUGACUACGCCGCAGGUGCCGCUCCUGAAGUGACAGAACAGGAUGGAGAUCAACAAGCAGGGAGGAAAGUCGGUGUACCGAUUUUAGUAAUGUUCAGCAAAGCCAAGUUAGGAGCCAGGACGGAUGUCGCAGGGGAGUGGAAGGCAUGGGUGCAACCAGGUGUAGACUAUGAAGGAGUCGGGGUUGGAGACGGCUUCGGCCAUUACCUUCCUGAGGAGGCUCAUGAGACUGUGCUCGAAAACGUGUUUAAAUUCAUCAAGAAGGUCACUUAG